Messenger RNA from Brassica rapa (field mustard), 1802 nucleotides. Its product is annotated as myrosinase-binding protein 2-like. Gene Ontology annotation, molecular function: carbohydrate binding. The record is from RefSeq and is a predicted model, not a curated record. NCBI's taxonomy places the organism in Eukaryota, Viridiplantae, Streptophyta, Magnoliopsida, Brassicales, Brassicaceae.
GUUUGGUCCGUACCAAAGAGUGUCAAUAUAUAUAUAUGCAUAUCCGAACCCACAGUCAUUCAUCACUCUCUUUUACUUGAAUUCAUUCAUCACUCUCUUAUACUUGAAUCAGAACUAAGGAAUCCUAAGGAAAGAAAUGGCACAGAAAGUGGGACCUUUUGGUGGCAACAAAGGAGAUACAUUCGAUGAUGGUGUUCUUGGCUACACCGGUGUGAAGAAAGUGAUUGUUGGUGAAAAUGGGAACGGUGUUGAUUGUAUCAAGAUAGAAUACGAGAAAGAUGGAACGUUCGAGACACAAAUGCAUGGAAGCGUUACCGGAAUACUCAAGGAGUUUGAGCUUAACUAUCCAGACGAGUACAUCACAUCAAUCCAGGGAACCUACAGCAAUGUUGCGAGAUACAACACAACGAUCGUGAAGACACUGACCUUCAAGACAUCACACGGCAGAACAUCUCCCAUGUUUGGUAACACGGCUAUUUUCUCGACAGAUUUUGUGAUGGAAGGUAAAGCUGGAGCAAAGCUUAUAGGGUUCCAUGGAAGGUCUGGUUCUGCUCUCGAUGCCAUAGGAGCUCACUUUUUCGCGUCGGCUUCUCCUCUAAAGCAUAUAGAACCUCGUGGUGGAUUCGGAGGAAACGCUUGGGAUGAUGGAGUUUAUGAUGGUGUAAGAAAAAUCUCGGUGGGACUAAACUGUGGCAACAUUAGCUAUGUUAGGUUCAAGUAUGUUAAAGGAAGCACAUCGGUGAGGCAUUCUCAUGGCAAGAUGAGCGAAGAACCUAAAGAGUUUAAGGUGGAUUAUCCAAAUGAGUACGUUACAUCAGUGGAAGGGACUUAUAACUUUUGUGGUGAUGUGACCUCGCUAACUUUCAAAACGUCAAAGGGGAGAGUCUCUACUGGGUUUGGAAGAGCAUCUGGUUCGAAAUUUGUACUUGCGGUGAAAGAUCACAUGCUUGUCGGAUUCUGUGGCAGGAACGGUCUCAUUCUCAAUUGCCUCUCAGCACUCGGUGCACAUUUUGCGCCACCAGUUUCGGCAACAGUUGCGCCUGUUCCAACACCAGUUCCAACGCCAGUUGCACCGGUUCCAGCGCCAGUUCCUGCUAAGAAACUAGAAGCAAAAGGUGGAGAUCACGGUGCUGCUUGGGAUGAUGGUUUCUAUGAAGAUGUGAGGAAGAUUUAUGUAGGACAAGGUGAAUCUGGUGUUUCCUUUAUCAAAUUUGAUUACGACGUUGGCAAGAAGCUUGUAGCUGGAGAUGGUCAUGGGAAGAUGUCACUUCUUGGAACAGAGGAGUUUGAGCUUGAUUUUCCAAAUGAAUACAUCGUAUCGGUGGAUGGGUGUUACGAUAAGGUCUUUGGAAUCGAAGCUGAAGUUGUGACGAUGGUUAAGUUCAAAACAAACAAACGUACAUCUCCACCGUUUGGGAUGGAUGGAGGCACAACGUUUGUGUUUGAGAUGAAGGAUCAUAAAAUUGUUGGGUUCCAUGGAAAAGCUGGAGAUUAUGUUCAUCAAGUUGGUGUCCAUGUCUCGCCAAUCUCCAAGUCUUAAAGAGUUCUCUCUCGUCUUCGUGAAAUAAAAAAGCUCUACAAGCUUGUGGCUCCUCCGCUUCUACUAUCUUUAAUUUUGACUAUGUGUUCUUAGGUCGUUGGUUUGUUCGAGUCCUUUGUGAUAUGAAGUUGUCCGUCGUCUCUUUGAAUAAGGUAUCGUUAUUGUUUGGACUAGCCAGGAUCUGCAUCCAUUGACUUGUUCAAUGUUAAAAAUGUAAUAUUAUUCUCUUAAAGUCUAUCUAAUACAUACUUCAGACGUCUCU